CUAAAACGGAGCACAAAAUAGAAACAAUUGCUCCUCAGUUUUCCAAGGUGAAAGUUAAAGACUUCUUUCACAGGCUGGGCCCACUGACAGUGUUCUCAGCCAAGCAGAGAUGGACGGCUCCACGUACUAUUCGCAUCCACCAUGAAGCAGGAGAGCUAGGAUUCAGUCUUAAAGGAGGUUCACCAGUACAGAUUUACUGUCUUGAUCCAGUUUGUUCUGCAGCAUCGAUGGGCGUAAAAGAAGGCGACUACAUUGUUUCAGUUGGUGGCGUGGAUUGCAAGUGGCUUGGAGUGAAUGAGGUGCUGGAAAAAUUCAAAAGCGUGGGAGAGCAGCCCAUUGAGAUUGAGGUUAUCAGUUGCCAGGAUACAGCAGCGUCUGUGCAUAGUAAGUGCGCAACUUACUCUGUGGGAAUGCAGAAGACAUACUCCUUAAUCUGUUUAGCCAUGGAAGAGGGUAAGAUUGAUCAGACCAAGAAAGCCCCACUGAAACUGCCUUUCCUAAGUUGGGGAACAAAAAAUAGACAGAAAGCUGCAAGCACCCUCUGCCUUCCUUCAGCUGUGGCUGGAAGUUCUCAGAUUAAGAAGAAGCUUUCUCCCUUCACACUUCUGAAUACAGAAAGUUCAUUGUACUAA
This is a messenger RNA of Pelecanus crispus (Dalmatian pelican), 632 nucleotides long. NCBI's taxonomy places the organism in Eukaryota, Metazoa, Chordata, Aves, Pelecaniformes, Pelecanidae. The record is from RefSeq and is a predicted model, not a curated record.